This is a messenger RNA of Thalassophryne amazonica, 1868 nucleotides long. It is a transcript of the gene f2r, whose product is annotated as coagulation factor II (thrombin) receptor. The record is from RefSeq and is a predicted model, not a curated record. Gene Ontology annotation, cellular component: membrane. Gene Ontology annotation, molecular function: thrombin-activated receptor activity. Gene Ontology annotation, biological process: positive regulation of blood coagulation; positive regulation of Rho protein signal transduction; blood coagulation. Bases 102 to 1385 code for a protein of 427 amino acids. The transcript has 2 exons. Lineage: Eukaryota; Metazoa; Chordata; Actinopteri; Batrachoidiformes; Batrachoididae.
AGGAGGAGGAGGAGGAGGAGGAGCAACCAUUGAACUAUAAUAUGUUUGCUGCUGAACAGGAACAUUCAGUAAGUUCUCCACCCAGGAAAUAAAAACAAAACAUGGUUCUCUCAUCAGUACAGCUGUUGGUAUUUUUUUCUCUGCUGAGCUCUGCAUUUCUCUCCAAAAAUGGUUCACAACCCCUCCCACGGACUUUUUCUGGCCAUUAUAUCACUGUUACGUACGAGCCUGUGGACUACCUAGACCAGUCUAUGCUGGACCCAUUGGAGGAUGACACAGGGUCUGGUUCGGGGAUGGAGCCAGAAAAAAGACACGGUCCCCAUCGUCCUCCACAGAGACACUAUUUUGUCUCGGAAGAUGCCAAAAUUUUUCUCCAAGGUCACCUGGCAACGAGCGUUGUCCCGACCGUUUACACGCUAGUCUUUAUAGUCAGCGUGCCCCUCAACCUGGUUGCCAUGGUGAUGUUUGUGCACCACAUCCGUCCCAAAAAGCCAGCAGUGAUCUACAUGCUGAACUUGGCCUGUGCUGACUUGUUGUUCGGCCUUCUGCUGCCCUUCAAGAUUGCCUACCAUUACCAUGGCAACAACUGGAUCUAUGGGUCUGUGAUGUGCAGAGUUGUCACAGCAGCUUUCUACUGCAACAUGUACUGCUCUGUCCUGCUCAUAAUGUGUAUCAGCAUUGACCGUUUCCUGGCUGUGGUCUAUCCCAUGAACUCACUGACAUGGCGCAGCCCUCAGAUGGCUUCAGGGGCGUGCAUCACCAUGUGGCUGCUGGCUCUCGCCGGAGUCUCACCCCUCCUGCUCUCAGGGCAGACCAUCUAUUUGCCUGAACUAGACAUCACCACCUGCCAUGACGUACAGGAUGUAGAGAAACUCCAAGUUUACUAUCUUUACUUCUUCCCCAUCUACUCUUCUGUCUUCUUCUUCAUCCCUCUGGUCUUCACAGUUGUGUGUUAUGUGCGCAUCAUUCAGGCUUUGGCUGCUGCCAAUGUGGAGAACCGUUCCAAGAAGACGCAUGCCGUGGUGAUGGCUGUGGCUGUGCUGAUGGUUUUUGUUGUCUGCUUCACUCCCGCUAACAUCAUCCUGAUGAUUCACUACAUUCAGCUGUCUUAUGGGGACAGCGAUGCAUCCUACCUGGCUUACCUGCUGUCCGUGUGUUUAGGCAGCCUUAGCUGUUGUCUGGAUCCAAUCAUCUAUUAUUUUGGCUCUUCACAGUGCCAGAAGAAGGUGGUAGAGCUGCUCAGAUGCAGGAGACUCUCACGGGCACAAAGCAGCACAAAAACAGUCAGCACAAGAACCAGCGUUCGGAUGGACAGCAGCAGGUCCUGCAAGAUGGAAAGUCAUCAGACUGGACUGAAGAGCCACUACAGCCGGCUGGUGGUUUAAGCAUUAGUGCAGAUUCUAGUGGCAUUCUUUAGAUUUCUACACCUACAGGACAAUUUGGUUAACUGAGACGUAACGGAUCACGUGAUUUUCAACUUCCAGGUCCAAACAAAAAAAAAUGCGCGCUUUGUCAGCUGUUUGUGGUCGUUGGUCGUCUGCAUCAGCUGGGCUUCUUUUGAAGCUAAGACCUCACAGGCAGAGUUCCCGGAUGUGCGACCGAGUCAAUAGGUCAGAAACAUCACCGGAGCUGUUCUUGAUGACAGAUGCAAACAGAAGUGGCUACAACUGAUCAGGCCUCCUAACCUGGCGUUUUUGUUUUGAUUGCUGACACUGUAGCGGCUGCACCGACCAUUUAUGAAAUGAAUCUCGUCAGUUUACAUAACCAUCAAUCAAUCAAUCAAUCAAUCAAUUUUUUAUAUAGCGCCAAAUCACAACAAACAGUUGCCCCAAGGCGCUUUAUAUUGUAAGGCAAGGCCAUACAAUAAU